Molecule: messenger RNA, 2925 nt
Organism: Aedes albopictus (Asian tiger mosquito)
Lineage: Eukaryota; Metazoa; Arthropoda; Insecta; Diptera; Culicidae
Exons: 2
Coding region: 1-2925 (974 amino acids)
Biological process (GO): proteolysis
Molecular function (GO): aspartic-type endopeptidase activity; nucleic acid binding; zinc ion binding
Source: RefSeq, a predicted model, not a curated record
AUGCACGAAAGAGUUGCCAACCUCGAAAAGGUAAUCGCACACCUCGCACGAACGUUGGAAUCAUCCAAAGAACCUACCAAAUCGCCCACCGAGCAAGGCGCAAGGAUGGAAAACCUCCCGGUGGCCGAGAAAGGUUGGGGAGCCACUGACGGAAACAACGUGAUGGACCGCGCUAGCUCAGGAUCAGCUACAGCUUUACGGUUGGAUCAGAUCCCACCAUUCCCUAAGGAUGUCCCAGCUAACAAGCUGUGGGAAGCCUGGCAACGGUUCAUCGAAAACUUUGAGUUGGCAGUAUCGUUAACCAGCGCUUCCGACCCCGUUAGUCGGGCUAAGCUACUCUUCCUUGCCAUGGGACCGGAUUUGCAAGGCAUCGUUAGAGCUGCCAAGCUACGGCCAAAUCUCGACAACUCUGGUUGCUAUACCAGAUUUGUAAGCAACGUGGACACGCACUUGAAGUCGAUGACCGACACGUCAUCUGAACACGAGGCUUUCAUUGCGAUGUACCAGAUGAAAGGUGAGUCUGUCGUUACCUUUCAUUCUAGACUCACAGAAAAGGUAAGGUUAUGUGGAUACAGCCCAGAUGACCAAGACCGCUUCGUUCGAACGCAGCUGCUCAAAGGCAUGCGCAACAGAGAGUUGGCCAAAACGGCUCGUACGUUUGGGUACGACAUUAAUUACAUUGUGCAAUCCGCAUACGAGACAGAUAACAGACCGGACGACAAUCACGAACAAGCUGCCUAUGCCGUAGCCCAUCGAGAUAACGAGGAAAGGCGCUACGAAAAAAACGUUCCGAAGGCGCAAAGUCGUGUAGGAUCGAUGGGACCCGACCAGAAAUCGGCAAGAUAUGGUCAGGGUCGGCGUUCACGAUGCUCGAGAUGUAACCGGCUUUCUCAUUCGGGAAACCCAUGUCCAGCCGUCAACAAGAGGUGCAAUAGUUGUGGAACCGUUGGGCAUUUUGCGGCAGCUUGCCGUAAAAGACGCGUCAACCAAGUACAAGAAAGCCAGAACGAGAAGAGGAAGCGGCUCGAUUCGACGGAUUGGAACAAAGAUGAAAUUGCUCAGCAGGGUAUUAACGCUAUCACGAUCGAAGACGUCCUAGUUGAUUGCCGGGUAGGGUCGUCAAGUCCUAUCUCCUUCCUAAUUGAUUCCGGAUCCGACGCGAACAUAGUAGGGGGAUCGGACUGGGCAAAGCUAUGCGCACAGUCACGCAAGGGUCUUGUAAAUCUCGUGUCGUUGACUCUCCCAGAAAACCAAGAAAUUCGAGCAUACGCUGUUAAGACUCCAAUGACAGUUCGUCAUGCUUUUCGAGCUGAAAUCGAAGUAGUUGGAGCUACGAAACCAAUUGUCUCGGCUGAAUUCCUAGUGGUUGAAGAGGGCCGCAGAUCCCUUCUCGGAAGAUCUACAGCAAACGAGAUGCGCCUAUUAGAAGUCGGAUUGGGAGUCUAUAAUUGCGAUGAGUCAAGCCCUAAUGAGAUGUUCCCGAAAAUGCCAGGUAUCAAGGUCAAAUUUAGCGUGGACAAAUCCAUUCCGCCGGAGAAAAACGCGUAUUAUAAUGUGCCGGCCGCGUACCGAGAAGGGGCGAGGCAACGCUUGGAGGAAAUGGAGGCCCUUGGUAUCAUAGAGCGAGUCAAUACCGCUCCAGAGUGGAUCAGUGGUAUGUCGGCCGUGCCGAAAGGCAAAAACGACUUCCGUCUGGUGGUGAAUAUGCGUUCACCAAAUAAAGCCAUUAAGCGUGAGUAUUUCCGGCUCCCAUUGUUGGAUGAGAUCAAGAUCAAAUUGCAUGGGUCUCGUUUUUUUACGAAGCUGGACCUAAGUAAUGCCUUCUACCACCUUGAGCUCGCUAGGGAAUCACGGGAUUUGACCACAUUUCUCACGGAGAGUGGCAUGUAUCGAUUCACUCGGUUGAUGUUUGGCGUUAACUGUGCUCCCGAGAUUUUCCAGCGGGAAAUGAGUCGACUACUUGAGGGAGUUGAGAACGUUGUCGUCUAUAUAGAUGAUAUUCUCAUCUUCGCGGAUACACUGGAAGCUCUACGCUCGACGACCGCAAAAGUCCUGAAAAUCCUUAGAGACAACAAUUUGACCCUGAACGUGGCUAAAUGUGAGUACGAGAAAACCUACAUGAAGUUCCUGGGACACGAACUCAACGAGAAUGGAUUCCACGUGGAUGAGGCGAAGAUCAAAGACGUCCGGAAAUUUCGACAACCUACUACGGUAUCCGAGCUCCGCAGUUUCCUGGGAUUGGCAUCGUUUCUAAGCUCCUACAUAAAGAACUUUGCGGACAUAACAAGCCCUCUCUGGGCCGUGUCCACAACUCAAACUUGGUCUUGGGGCCCUGACCAGGCGAAAGCGUUCGAGGCUGUGAAAGAUCGAAUCACCAACUGCACAACUACUUUGGGAUAUUUUUCUGAACAUGACAAAACUAUCCUCUAUACAGACGCGUCUCCAGUAGCACUCGGUGCAGUCCUUGUGCAACAAAACGAACGCGAACCACCAAGGGUUAUCAGCUUCGCUUCAAAAUCCCUAACGCCAACAGAGCAAAAGUACGCUCAGAACCAGCGAGAAGCCUUAGGUGCAGUUUGGGCGGUGGAACAUUUUUCUUUUUUCCUCCUUGGAAGGCAUUUAACAUUGCGAACUGAUGCCGAAGGGGUCGCGUUCAUCUUGAAGAGAACCCGAGAAAGCUCGAAGCGUGCUCUCACUAGAGCCGACGGUUGGGCACUCAGGCUGAGCCCCUACGAUUACGACGUCGAAUUCGUCCGAGGUCGAGACAAUAUUGCAGACCCUUCGUCCCGGUUAUACGUUGGCGUGGACGAACCUUUCGACGAAUAUCGGAGCCCGUGGGAAAUUGGCUGUUUGGAGGUGAACGCUACGGGUUUUCUCACCGAACACGAAAUCAGAGAUGCGACAGCAACAGAUCGAGAACUGUAA